Messenger RNA from Porites evermanni, 7815 nucleotides. Lineage: Eukaryota; Metazoa; Cnidaria; Anthozoa; Scleractinia; Poritidae. The record is from the annotation of a GenBank genome assembly.
GUAUUGCUUCGAAUCGAUUCGCUUGAUUAUUUCAAUUAUUGUCAGUUUCAUUUGCCAGAACUUUGUUCAAAAUGCCUCGAGUUACUCGCAACAGCCAAACGAAAAUAGAGUUUCGUGUUCGGAAGACUCGAUCGCAACAGAAAGAAAACGUAGGCACUGUUGAAACAAGCGGAAAGCAAACUCCAGCAUCGACGACUUCGCCUCGAAAGCGACGCGAUGCCACGAAAGGUAAGAGAAAGACCUUCUCUUUGCUUCUUCAGCUAGUUAAAUAUCAAACAUUAAGACUUUAUUUGGAAAUGUGUCGAAUUUACUCAGGGAUCUUACUGAAAAUAAUCGAAAAAUUCUAGGCCGAACUUUAUCCCUUGGACUUGAAAUUUCCCGCGCAAGUUUCACUCCUUGAUUCGUUGCAAAAUUUGUUAGAUCGCUAGUUGAGAUUGAUCGAAGCACAUCUCAAGGAUUUUAGAUUAGAAAAGCAGCAUUUACUCGUAAUUUUGGUCCAGAAAUGCCAGUUUCUACCUCGAUUCUCUUGUACGUACAUAGCUAAUGAGAUUAGAUUUUCUACUCAUUUGUAUGCAAGCGUACAUCUUCCAAACACAAAAGGCUUUAAAUUGACCCAUUCAUCACUGAAUGAAAUUUGUGUUUCGACACUUUCCCAAUCGUGUAUCCUGCUUUUGCGGUCUCGAUUUAUUUUCCGUCUGUACCUUUUCAUAAACCAAAACUAUUAUCUGUCCGCGCGGGACCGUGAUGUCGAAGAAGUCGGUGUGACUGUCACGCUGCCCUUCAUGCAAGGAAUGAUAGUGUUCUGGCGGUAGAAUUUUUCUUCAAACACCGACAUAUUCUUCGAUUGCUAAGUCCUUUUUAAGAAGAUCCUGCCACUUAAAUGAUUUCUUCCCAAAUCUGUUUUCAACAGUGGAAACUCAAACUGUUUCUCCAAAGAAGAGAAAGAACAACAGGGGAAAACCCGAAGAUGUGGUUUGCAGUGACACAGAAAACUCAGAUCCAAAGCAAAAGCUGACAUUCGCAAACCAAGAUGGUAAGUGGUGCAAUUCUAUAAUACAUACAGUGCUGUACUCUAGCAGAGCCCCUGUUGCUCUGAAAUACCAAUCGCAUGCUGGGCACCCUAGAUUUUACAGGUGCAGAGCACAGCCUUGAUAUUACAAAAAUAAAAGCCACAGAAAAAAAAUCAAAAUUUUACCCAUAAAUUGCAUACAAAUAACUUUUUUCUAUUGAAGCAAGGCUGUUUUGAAUUAUACUGGUUUGAACCUCUUGUAGGUGACUUGACCCUGUUUUAAGCACUUCCAAGUUUAGUAAAUACCUGGUCACUCAUUGGGUUAGGAGUAGUAAGAGCUCCCAAAGAGAUUUCAUUUUAAUGGUUUAACAACAAACUAAAAGAUUCGUUCACAGAUUUAAAAUUUAGAAUGGUACAAUGACUUCCCCAUCGCUCACUUCAGAACUGAAUAAACAAAAACUUAUAAGCCCACCUACCCCUCCCAUAAGCCAACAUUUUGCCUUAAGAGAGAAGUAAGUGUUAAUGUUGGCUUAGGGGAGGGGUAGGUGGGCAGUUUCCCAGCAAUGUAUAAUGAUCCAAACUUAUAAGCCUGCCAGUAUAGUAAUUCACCUUCUCUGUGGUUGCCAGAGUCGUCUAGUGUAGCUCAAGAAAUUCCCAAAUCCUCAAAGAAGAAAAUCAACAAGGGAAAGACUACUGAUGCAACUGCCACUAGUACCAAUAGCCCAGGAGCAAAACAAAUACUGUCCCUUGCUCGUCAAGAUGGUAAGUAGUGGUAUUGAUUCCCAGGAGGAUAGUUCAAAUUUCAGUUGAUGUGGAUGAUCGAGAGAAUUUAUCUUUCUAAUGCCAAAAAUGUCAAACAAUCAAGGUAAUUUAAAACCACCAAGAAGUUCCAUCAUUAUUUUUUAAAAUAGCCAAGAGCCGGUAUGUGUAGUAAAAGGCUCCAAGUCAGAAGAGAUAAGUGAUCAACUGCCAACUUCUCGCAACAGCACUUGUAUAUACAUGUAAAAGUGAUGGGGAUGCAUCCCAGGAGCACUUGUGACCAAGUGAAAAUAAAAUAUUGCACUCAUAAGGGAUUUGCAUGCAUGACGGAGUCAGAAUAGCAAGAAUAUGUUUGUGACUCCACUCCUUCAUGUCUGUAUUGGCAAGCAGAAAAGGAAGAAUGAGCCAAUUACGAUGCAUGUCAUUCUGAUUGAACUCUGUGAUUGUUUUGUUUUCUUCUUCUUCUGCUAGUGACGCCUCCAAGAAUCUUGCAUUCUCAGAAUAAUAUUAUUGAAAUAAAAUUGACAUCAUAAUAAAUUACUUACUCUUAUUUUCAAAGGUCAUCAAUAUUCUAAAGUGAGAAGAGCACUACAUUCUUCACACCCUGACAACUUACUAUGUCGAGAAAAGGAGAUCGCAGAAAUCAGAUCAUUUCUACACAAUCAUCUGCCAAAAGGAAAACCAGGAAGUUUGUACAUUUCAGGGGCACCCGGGACAGGAAAAACAGCUUGCUUGACAAGAAUCAUGCUUGAAAUGAAGGUAAAUGAGAUGACCAUGAUAAAAGCAAAGUCUUACUGGUGAUGAUCAAGGCUUAUCAUGUACAUUUGUUACAAGAACAAUACUUGGAUGAUCAUGAUAGUGGCAGUGUUGGUGACACUGGCAGAUCCAGACCUUCUGAUGAGGGGGAGGGGGGGGGGCAUCCAGACCCUGAGAUAAGGGGGGGGGGGGCGGUCUCCCAAAAAAUUUUUUUCGGCCCUUCCGGCCUCAGUUUGGUCUAAAGAUAGGGGGGCAGGCCCCCUGGGCCCCUUCCCUGUAUCUGCCACUGGGUGAUGAUAAUAAUGUACUAGCCCACAAGUCAUUUCAACUAGCCCCAAAACCCUUUUUGAUUAGCAGGAUUGAUUACAAUCCUUCUGUAAUUUGAAUUUCCCCAAAACACAGCACUUUAACAAAAAUCAGUAGCCCCGGGCCAUCGGACUCGAAUUUCUUUGCACACUGAAAGUUCCUGGUGUUUAUGCAAGACCACUGCACCAGGAUACUCCAUGUCUUGCAAACCCUUGUGAAACUCUAUGGUAAUAAAGCUGUAUAUGGCAAUGAAACAUGUUGCAUCCGGCUACUACAUGUAGACCAUAAUUAUAUUAGACUUGAAAAUUAAUACAUAGAACACAUUGUUUUCUUACCCAUUAACAGGCUGAGAUAAGAAAAUGUCAAGUUAUUUUCAUAAACUGCAUGGCAUUAAAGCAAGCACAGGAUAUUUUCCAGAAAAUAGCAGUUGAAUUAGUAGGCGAAGAAAAUUGUCCCACCAAGGUGACACAAAAAUUUUUGGAGGAGGAAUUUGCCUCAUCAAAACUCACAAGGUAAUUCCACUUUCAUUGCACUGGCUUGCUAUGAACUUAAGCCAAAUCUUAAUAUUUAUUAUGUAGUUUAGUGUUCUAUAACAUAACAAGAUUGCCUAUCACUUGACAAGUAUUACAUUUGUGGGUCAUAUGUACAUCAUGCACCUCACAAAAAACCAUUGAUAGCUUUACUUAAAAAAAAAACAUUUUUGGUAAGAACUCAGUAUUUUCCAUUUGGAUUCUCCAGUCACGAUUUUAAGAAUGGGAGAGUAUCCCUUGAAAAAAAUUUUCAGAAAACAUGCAAACCUAUAGACAUUAUUUUGUAAGCUGUUGCUUUUGUCAUACCUUUGGUAAACAGUCAAAAAUAAUAUUAUGUUCGUAAUCACAGGCUGAUGGUCAGAAUGCAAAGGAAAUUUUUAAUAAAGGAAAACAAUAUCUUAAGGAAGGGAUGGGUUCACAACAACACCAAGAGCACCAGCAACUUGUUAAAUAUUUGAUCUGAACAUUACAAAGUCUUGUGCUUUUUAAAUAAGUAGAAUAAAUUAUUGGUAUUUAUUUAUUUAUUUAUUUUUGCAGAAUAAUAAUCUUGGAUGAAAUGGAUCAACUUGAAUCCAAAAGCCAAGAAAUCCUCUACACCAUUUUUGAGUGGCCAUCUCUGCCAAAAUCAAAGCUUGUUUUAAUUGGUAAGUAAAGAUCAGCUGAUGGAGUAUCACCAUGAGAUUUUAUGAUCUUUGCGACAAUUUGGGCUCCUUAAUGUUAUAUUACCAUGCAAAGAAAAAAUGCAAGGUCAAAAGAGGUAUAUAAAUAUUUGAAAUCAUGUAAAGGAACUUCUAUAGACUGUAAAAAAAACUCAAUUAUCAUGGACGUGGGCAAGGGAUGGGUGGGCAACAAGGAAUGACUGUACACUGCAUUGAGUGAGAUGCAAAAGUGGCCAUUGUUUCCCUGCAACAUGUUCCUGGCAAGUGUCUAUAUCAUGCUGUACAUAAAAUUUGAAAACCAGCAACUUUCUUUUCUCUAAGGAAUAGCAAAUGCUCUGGACUUGACAGACAGAAUUCUUCCAAGACUACAAGCAAGGCCAAAAUGUAAGUAUCUGUCAUGGUUGACGCAACUUAACUUAAUUGCUGGUUUUGCACAUGCUGCUUUAUUUCAUAAUAGUGGAUUUUAACUGUGCAAGAGUACUAUAUCUGUUGAGAUGUGUAUAUACGACGUAGUACACAAAAUAAAGAAAUUGUCAGCAAAGUAUCUGCAAAUUGGGCUACUCUGAAUUUUUACUUCCAGGUAAACCUGAACUUCUUCACUUUGCCCCAUAUACCAGAGACCAGAUUGUUAAAAUUAUACAGGACAGACUAACAGUGGUAAGUUACAAUCAUUUGGACAUUUUGUUUGGGUAAUGGUGUAAGAUGGGUGUGUCAGCAAGGAAGGGGGGAUGGAGGGGUUGGAUUAGAGAGGGAAGGGUGUACACUAGGCUUUACUCCUGACUGGGAUGGUACUCCCAUAUAUGGGCUAUAAAGGUAAUUUUGCUGCUCAUCAUCAGGAUAUGCUUUUUGCCUCUGACUCUGGAAAAAGGGAAUACAAUCCCUGAGUAUGGUAUUCUUGGUCAAACUUAGGGGCAAAACUACACUUCCCUUGUCGUUUUAUCAUUGAGCCAGCCAUAACAACAGGAUUCCUAUUUUUAUAUUAAUUAUUGUUGGGAACAGGGUCACAAAUUUAUCUCCUUUAGCCUGAAACAGGUCCAGAGUCUCAGAGACUCAGCGGCACACGCCCAUAGUAAAUUUAAGGGUGUACUACCCAUGUUACGAUGCUCAAAAAAAAAAGCAUUGGUUUGGUCUAAAAUUUCAUUUGAUUCCAGGUUGAAGAGAGGAGCAGUAUUCUGGAUACAUCAGCAAUACAGUUUUGUGCAAGGAAAGUGUCAGCCAUGGCUGGGGAUAUGAGGAAAGCCUUAGAUAUUUGCAGGUAAUACCAGUGAUCAGAAACUUAAGCGAACAUCAUUGUACUCCUUAUCAUUAUCUGACAACUGUUGUUGAAUAGUACAUACUUGUUUGCCUUGGAUUCCUGGGUUUCGAAAGAGACAUGUGGAGCAAAGUUUCUUGUCAAAGAAAAGGACUCAAGAUCAAAGAGGUGCAGGGGCCAGCUUGAAAUUUCCACCUCAAUCUGCUCUGGAAUAUUCCAAUAACAUCCUAACAAUAACAUCGUAAGGAGUUUCUCUGAUUCCAAAGUAUUCCAUGUCGUUUUUUUCAGGAGAGCAGUUGAAGUUGUAGAAUCUGGAGAAAGGAAACAGCAAAUUUUACAGCCUGUCCAAACAGGUACGAAACAUUUUCUAGAAUGAUCGAAAAGUUACAUACUACUAUACUCACAAAUACAUUAUGUAGCAGGGCUAAUCUAGGCAAAGGUUUAGAGCAUACUGUAAGAUUCAUGAAGUCCAGGAAGCUUCAAAAUAAUUUUUCUAUAAACACGACACCCCUAAGUCAUUAAUUUGUAGUCUACUCAUGCACCUAUAGAGUGUGAUAAAGUACAGCUGUACUGCAGCUGUUUGACUGAGAUUUGUCAUUGCUUAGCUUUCAUGUCAAUUUACCAGCAAAGUUAGGAAAAGGUUUCUAUGCUGCACUAGUCUUUCCUUUCGAUUCUUUCCAGCAAAUGAGUUACUGUACUGCUAGCCUGCACCACAGCCAGAAAUAAACUUCUGGUUAUAAGUCUGUCUGCAAAGGAGCGCUGAAAUCCUUGUUCCGGGCCUUUCCCUGUGUGCAAGGAUUUGAGCACAUGCCAUGAUUGGCCUGUAAAAAAAGCCAUCGUCAACCUGCCAAUCAGGUUGAAGGUAAAUUUGAACAACCUUUUUGUUAAUUUGUUGAGUCUGUUGUGGGCCCUGAGAACAAGGAUACCUGUGCUGCUUCACAGAAGUUGACUAACUGGGGUUAGAUGUCUUUAAUGCAGGCCACUUUUGUACUGCCAGAAGCAGUUUUUCACUAUAGUAUACUUACAGUGCCCUUAAAUUAAUAUUUCUCUUUAGCUGAAUCUGCUCGUAAAAGACCUGAAACUCCACCAAAACCUAAAAAGGUUGGAAUUUCCCAAAUAGCCAGUGUUGUAGCAGAAGUUUAUGGAUCUCGUCUGGUGGCAGGACCUGGCGUGGAACAGCCAACUAUUCCUCUGCAGCAAAAGCUUCUCAUUUGUACCUUCCUAUUAAUGACAAAAGAACGCAACACCAAAGAGGUUGUGUUAGGAAAGGUAGGUUUUGAAUUUCAAGUUACGGUAGCUUCUUUUAGAUGCUUACAAACAGAACUGGGAUAUCUCCUGUGUAAUUUCUUAUCCGUCGACAUUUUGGUAUACUAUCAGUUGACAGGUCAGCUGACUCUCGUUCAAUAUGUGCGUCAAUAUCUGCAGUCGGCACUCGUUGUUUCACAGGAAACAAAUAGAAAUUACUUGGACUCACCGAUGCUCAUGUGUGCUUAACACAGGGUAUUUUAAGUUUAAUAAAGGCCCCACUGCAUUUUGGCAGAUUUUGAGUAGGUACAUAAUGUACAAAGUGUUGCCUAGGUCUCAAAAUCUUGACUCUCUUUUAGAAGAAUUUUGCUAUCAUAAUGAUGCCCCAUUCAAGAAAAUUCCAAAUUUUACAAUACAGACACAUUCAAGAGAUUACUUUUAUUCCAUUGCUGGUACUCAAAUGUAUGAACACACAUGCAAGAGAGGAAAAGGAAUUAUUUCUAUCAAAUCCAUAUUUAAUAAUGUGAAUAAUUAUUCUGUCUACAGUUUCACGACACUUACUGCAAGAUCUGCACCAGGCGGAAAGUUUCCCAGCUUGGCCAAGAAGAUUUUCUCGGUUUGUGUAACAUACUGGAAACAAGAGGACUUCUUGGAAUCAGGAGAGCUAAGGACACAAGAAUGAUGAAGGUUGGUCUAGAUUGACAAGAUGCACAAGUCCUUGCUAGUGUAACAUUUUUCCUGCAGUUUGUCUCAUAAUAAUGCUAAAAAAAUUAUGGAAAAAGGUAUAGCUUGAUUCUACUAAAAGUUUGUAUAACAGUGUAAAAAGGUUGAGUGACUUGUUCAAUUCAGGACUGGUCACCUGAAACAACUUUUCAUGCUAUUUUGAUUUAUAUUUUGUCUAAACAAAUUUGUGAGGUAAUUAGUUGUAGCUAUAGGUUGGAAAAGUUGCCAUGUGUAAGCAGGCCUUUAUUGCCUAAUUUUAAUAGUCUUUUACUGUCAGUUAAUGCCUUGCUAAUUACACCAGAAAAUGUUCUUCUGCCCUUAAGGGUUUGCUUUACUUAACAGAAGUUUACUGGUAGCUACAAGACAUGUAAAAAACCUGUUCAGUAAAGAAAGUCCCUCCCCCCAUUAAACCUAAUCAAGAUGGUAAACACAUUUUCAUCACAACACAUUUUGAAUAUACUACCUUCUCUUUAACAGGUAACACUCAAAAUAGAUGAGAGAGAAGUGGACUAUGCACUCCAAGACAAAACUCUGUUAUCCAGUAUUCUUCAAGAAGGAAUGCCAACAACGUCAUGA